Molecule: messenger RNA, 1232 nt
Organism: Telopea speciosissima
Lineage: Eukaryota; Viridiplantae; Streptophyta; Magnoliopsida; Proteales; Proteaceae
Product: red chlorophyll catabolite reductase
Exons: 2
Coding region: 31-1023 (330 amino acids)
Biological process (GO): chlorophyll catabolic process
Cellular component (GO): chloroplast
Molecular function (GO): red chlorophyll catabolite reductase activity
Source: RefSeq, a predicted model, not a curated record
CACAAAACCAAAACAGAGGAGAAGAUUUCUAUGAUGAUUAGUGUUGUAGCGCACAGAUUCCGAUUGGUUCCCCAAACGUUGUCGCCUUUCUCUUCUCCUUCUCCAUCACCCACUACCACAAGGCCUCCAAGGCUUCUAUUCUCCGCUUCUUCCUCGUCCUCACCAUCUCCGAUGGACGCCCAAAUUGGACAGCCGAGAUUCAUGGAAUUCCCGCAUCUAUCGGUUGUUCAUCGGAAUCUAAUGGUGGAGAUUAUCUCGACCAUGGAGGGCAGGCUUGGCUCCCAACUCCGGCCUCCCACACUCCCACCGGACGUCCAAUUCUUCCAGAACGAGAGUGGAACUUCCCAAGGUUCCCUUUACAUCAGAACCGGCGACAAGUUUUCUUCGGUUGAUCUUCUACUGGGGAGUUGGCUGCACUGUGAAUUGCCAUCAGGAGGAGCCUUGGACAUAACCACUCUUGUAACCUACCUCAACCUUUCCACAGAUGCACCACACUUCCUUUUGGAGUUCAUACAAAGCAGUCCCACAUCUCUACUCCUCUUACUUGAUCUACUGCCUAGGAAGGACCUUGUGCUUCACCAGGACUACCUUAACACAUUCUACAGUGAUACCCAGUUGGAAAGAUUUCGGAAAGAAUUAGAGAAACUCCCAGAGGUCCAGCCCUACUUCCUUUCCUCUCUUUAUCUUCGUCCCAUCUUUUCUCCCACAGCCAAUUUGAUUCGUAUAGAUUGUAGUCGCAAAGAGGAGGGGGAGGCAGCAGGACAGGGCAGCAUGGAUGAGAUCAUACAUGAUCAUAUUGGUCCCAUUGCUAAGGAAGUCUUAGGAAUCUGGUUGGAUCAGUGUGCUUGUAGAGUAGGGGGUAGAGAGGUUGGUGAGUCCGAGCAAGCCCUCUUGGGAAAGAGAGACCAUCUAAUUAAAGACACUGCAGUGAAAAUCGAUCUCGUCUCCAACUUGCCAAGGUUGUUUGGUCCCGAUGUGGCAAGCAGAGUCAUUAGUGCCAUACAAGAAUUUUUUGAUGUAUAAUAGUUAUGAUUUAAAGAAACUACAAUAAUGUAAAGGAGCAGGUAGUAUAUGACUGUCAUUUUCAUCAUUAAUAUGUAUAGAGAUUGUUGGAUCUUGUAUGUAGUAAGUAGUAGAUAAGAGGAGUUUGUAUCUUGAUUAGGUAGCCCCAGUUGUAUUGAUUUCAGAAAUGAAUUGGAGCUCAAUCCUUUCGAGCCUAGAAGUUGAUGGUC